This is a messenger RNA of Puccinia triticina, 1461 nucleotides long. RefSeq lists its product as uncharacterized. Gene Ontology annotation, molecular function: nucleosome binding. Gene Ontology annotation, biological process: transcription elongation by RNA polymerase II; positive regulation of transcription elongation by RNA polymerase II. Gene Ontology annotation, cellular component: FACT complex. NCBI's taxonomy places the organism in Eukaryota, Fungi, Basidiomycota, Pucciniomycetes, Pucciniales, Pucciniaceae. The transcript has 6 exons. The record is from RefSeq and is a predicted model, not a curated record. The coding region runs from base 1 to 1461 and encodes 486 amino acids.
AUGCCACCUAGCAGGCUCGAGAGCGGAUUGGAUGUCCAGUUGUUCCGCAGGCGGCUUGAAUCCUUCAUCAAGUCUUGGAAGGACGCUGACGGACCUGGUACAGAAAAAUUACAAACAUGCGGAGGCAUCCUGCUGGGUGAAGCUCUCCCGAGGGAGAGGAAUGAACAGUUGCACGUUUUUCUUUUCGGCGACAUCCUGUUCGGAACAUUUAUUUUUAUCACCCACACGAAGAUCACAAUGAUUUGUUCGCCCACGCAAGCAGAAAUCCUGGCUCCUCUGAUCAAGGCCCCCCGUGAUCAAGAGCUCUCAAACUUUGCGUUCAAUGUCGAUGUACAAGUGAUGGAAUGGAGGGCGUUUUUAAAAAGUGCGGGGAAGGAGACGUUACUCAAAAAAGCUGUCGACAUCACAGAUGAGGUCUCCGUGAUGUUAGCGACCAUGCACCCGGAAGAAAUCAAACGUACCGAAAUCGCUUGUCAAAUGAGCCACCAACUUCUGUCACUUAUGUGUGAGCAAAUCAUUGACCUGGUAAAGGGGCGCAAAGAAAUAACCAAUGAAGCAGUUGGAAGAAUGAUUCAGGCAAAACACUAUGAUGGCAGUAUAUGGGAAGAAGCAAACUUUGAACCCAAUGUUGGGGCGGAUCCUAGCAAUCAAUUGUUAAACUUCACUGGAGACUGUCCCAUAGUCCUGAAAAGCAGUAUGGUGUUCAAAUUGUCCCUAGGCUUUCUCAAGAUCAAAGAUCCAUUUGAAAUGGGCAAGAACUACUUGCUUCAUAUUGCCGACACUGUCCUAAUUGGGAAGAAUGGUUCGACGAUUCUAUGCAAUGGAUUAACAGAACCAUCAGGAAUCACGUUUUCGAACAACGCUUCAUCUGAGUCGGAUGCUACGGAAGAAGAGGAUUCAAACAGUGGCAAAAAGGGAUCAAAAGGUUCAGAAAGCGAUCCAUCCGAGCUUAAUCAAACCAAAGAAGAGGAAAAUUUGGGCAACAGUUCCAUAAAGGAUGUCGAAACAAGAUUGAAAAGGUCUGAAAGCUUUGAGGAAGAGCGGGAAAACGCUAAACGUCAAAAACUUCUUACUGCGCCUUUGUUUAACAACCCGGGUCACAUGGGCUCCAAUACGAAAAUCGACAUCGACAUAAGAUUGGCGGCAGUCAGUGAACCGCCUAACCUUACAGCUGGAAGUUGUGCCAACCUAGUCAAUGCCGAUAUUGAAACUUUGAGAAACGGAGGAGGAGCAAUAAAAGCGGAAUCCCCUGACGUUGACGAGAGACUUGACCGGUUAAACAAAGUCAAACAUUCGGUGAUGAAAGUCUUGGGCAAUCUUGAAAAAAGGCUUCAAGAGUUCAAGACAGAAGUCAGGGCAAGUUUUGUGGAGAUGCGAAAAUGGGCAGUCACAGAUAAGCAAACUGACCAGCAGCAUGAAGUGAUACAAGGCGAAGAAAAGAGGGUCAAGAAGAAGAACUGA